Messenger RNA from Caenorhabditis remanei, 1845 nucleotides. RefSeq lists its product as uncharacterized. Gene Ontology annotation, biological process: carbohydrate metabolic process. The record is from RefSeq and is a predicted model, not a curated record. The transcript has 6 exons. Bases 1 to 1845 code for a protein of 614 amino acids. Lineage: Eukaryota; Metazoa; Nematoda; Chromadorea; Rhabditida; Rhabditidae.
AUGGCCACAAAGGACGCCCUCAUAGCCGAAGAAGGCAACAAUUUCGGGGGAUCCGGUAGCGGGGAUAUCGCUACUUUUGAUAAGAACGCCGAAGUCGUCAAUUUCGAGCUCGAGCCAAAACCAAUCGGUUUGACAAAAGAACAACUCGAAAAGUAUCGAAAUGAUCCGUUCUGGAAGCCAGUCAGAACAGUUCUCUUCGCUUUGUUCUGGCUCGCAUGGGUUUUGAUGUUCGCCGGUGCCAUCGCUAUCGUCGUUUUGUCACCAAAGUGUGCCGAGAAGCAGAAGCCUGAUUGGUGGCAAACUAAAGUUUCGUAUCAGCUCCUCACCGCUACAUUCUUCGAUUCGGACGGCGAUGGCGUCGGUGAUUUCGCUGGAAUCUCUCAAAAGAUCGAUUUCCUUCGAAAGAUCGGAGUAACGACUGUCUACCCAACACCAGUUAUAAAAAUCCAAAAAGAUGAGUACUUCAACUCGUACGACGUCGUCGAUCACUUGUCAGUUGAUGAUCGUUUCGGAACUGAAGAGCAAUUCAAGGAGCUCAUUGACACAAUUCACAACAGAGCAAUGUAUCUUGUCAUGGAUCUACCUGUGUCUACAGUGGAUCUCUCUCAUCCGUGGUUCGAGAAACGUGACGAGUCGAAGUUUGUCAUUGCAAAACCAACGGAUCCUGGAUUCAAUGAGACCAAUUUCUAUCCAUUCCACGGUGCCAACAAUCUCAAAUAUCUCGGAUAUCCAUCAAGUCAGAAUCCAGUUUUGAAUUGGAAGGAUUCCGAAGUCAAAGCUACUAUCAACUCGGCGAUUCAAAAGUUUUUGGAUUUAGGAGUCGAUGGAUUCCAUAUCGAUCAUAUCAGUCAGUUGGCUGUUGAUGCCAAGGGAAAACCAAAUCAUGAUGGAGCCGUUAAAGUCCUCGAAGAGCUUACUAAAUCCGUUCAACUUUAUGUGGAAUCUAAGGAAGAAUUGAAGGAGAAAAAGAUUGUCCUCUUCUCCUCACUGAAAGAUAUCGAAGAGCUCCACGCGAAGGCUGUCGAGACCGGAAUUCUGCACUAUGUCAUCGACAACUCGUUCGCCAAUUUGGAUGAGAAGAAGUGUGAGCCAUCAGUUGCGAAGUGUGUUCAUGACGCAUUGAAUGCCGCCUAUCAGAGACAUGAGGUCGACAAAUACAGUCCGCACUGGCAAUUCUCCAACUCUGAAUCCUCCCGGCUUGCAUCUCGCUUCGAAACUCCAACCGCCCAUCUUCUCUCCUUCCUCCAACUUACUCUUCCUGGCGCAGUUUCAGUCUACUACGGACAAGAAUACGGUCUGAAGAAUGCGAUGAGUAAAGACGGAGAAUUGAAACAAAUGGGAGUGAUGCAGUGGUAUCCAACAGGAAAAGAUCAUCAUGGAUUCAGUAAAGAAAGCGAUGCGCCAAUCUUCUUCCCAGAAACUGAUGAUAAACUCGAAAUGGAUAACUAUAACUCUCAAUUCGAUAUCUCGGACUCUCCACUUAAAAUCUACCGGAAACUCGCGAAACUCCGUCAACGUGAUGAGGCUCUCAUCGUUGGAGAGACUGUCAGAGACGAAUUGAUUAAUGACGAUGUGAUUCUGUUCUCUCGUUAUAUCAAAGCUGAAAAUAACACAGCCACUGGAUCCGCCUUCAUCGUUGCUCUCAAUUUCGGAGAGAAGGAGCAAAAGAUCGAUUUCAACGUGGCACCGGCUUCCAAGUUGAUCCCAACUAAUAAGGAUUUGGCGAAGACUGAAAUCUCUGUUGUCACUGCUAACGUCACCGAUUACAAAGUUCGCGAGCAGCAUAACUUUGUCGAAUCGCAAUUGGUGCUUCCACCAAAGCAGGCCGUUCUCCUCAAGCUGUAA